This is a messenger RNA of Pelodiscus sinensis (Chinese soft-shelled turtle), 2399 nucleotides long. The record is from RefSeq and is a predicted model, not a curated record. NCBI's taxonomy places the organism in Eukaryota, Metazoa, Chordata, Testudines, Trionychidae.
AUGGCUCAGAAUUACAAUGAGCCACUUUUCCUGUGGGUUUCAGAUCCAGAGUUCCCUGCUCAUUGCCUAAGCAAAUAUAAAAACCGCACUUGUGUUGUGGCCUUCAUUUGUAAACUCUCUUAUGUUCUCCCUUUAUCUGGAAGCUGUACAUUGCACACUGAACCAAAUCUGUUGUACUGUGCUCAGAGAGAGUUACAGGUAACAAAGUUAACAUUUACUCUACUCUGUCUGGAGUUGGGGAAGGAAUGUGACUCCUGCACUUUUUCCUUCCAUCUUUUUCAGCAAAGAGUUGAAAUCCAUAAACUCCGGCAAGGUGAAAAUCUGAUUCUUGGAUUCAGUAUUGGAGGUGGAAUUGAUCAGGACCCUGCUCAGAAUCCUUUCUCUGAAGAUAAAACUGACAAGGGCAUCUAUGUAACAAGGGUGACAGAAGGAGGCCCAGCAGAAGUUGCAGGACUCCAGGUUGGAGACAAGAUAAUGCAGGUGAACGGGUGGGACAUGACAAUGGUAACCCAUGACCAAGCGAGGAAGAGACUGACAAAGAGGAAUGAAGAAGUGGUACGGCUCCUGGUGACCAGACACUCCCUCCAGAAGGCUGUGCAGCAGUCCAUGAUGUCCUAAUUAUGCAACUAGUAGGGGGAAGGACGACACUAUAGGGUGACACUCCCUUGUUAUAAGGAAGCAAAUACUAAACUGGAGUUAUUUGUAAACACUCGUACUGCCCAAGGUAAACAUGCACUGCUUCAACCCUAAACUGAGAAUAGUCAACUCUAGCCCUUUCAGCAGCAAGAUGUACACUGCAUAGAACAGCACCUAACCCUCUGUGCUCAAAGCUUUACCAUGCCAGUGGCAGGAGAAGAUAGCAAUUACAUGAAGAAAAGAGGCAAAAGACUAGAUACUUGAGGGAAGAAAUUGUGAAAAAAGUCAAUUAGUGGGAGAUGAUUUUUUUAUAGGGCAACAGUUCCCUAUUGCUGAGCAUUGAAAACUUAGCUCCUUCUGCAAAGGAGCAAAUAAUUACCACCAAGGGGAGAGGAGGCAGUGUUUUAUUGGGAUUAAAAAAGGUUAGUGACUAGUUCCUUGAUCGUUCAAGUUCAGUAUGGAAAAUGCUCCACUACCCUUUGCAUCACAUGCUGGUAAGAGGUAAAUAGUCUGUCGGGUUGAAGGCUAGUCUUUUGUUCUGAAGUGUUCACUACAAGAUUUUAGACCCCUUCACCAAACAGCUUGUCAUAAGAGGGACAUUUGAAUGAGCAGUUAAUGCUUAAAUGUAAUAAUGGAAACUGGGAUUUAGUAACACAUUUCAAGACACUACAAUUGCAAAGUGCCUCUAUACAAGAAACAGUGAUGGCUGCUUCACAGAAUACUAGGGAACAAACGCCAGCUUUAACAUGCCAUAACUAUUGCAACUCUAGGGUAUAAGCUUUAAAAAUAUACUGUAAUUGGGAAAGGGAUGGAAGGCUUUGUCUUUGGUGAACAUACAGGAGACACGGUUCCACUUCCUCACUGCACAUUUUGUAAAGUCUUUUCAAAGAGAAAGGGCAGCUGGUCUGUUUUGUAGGGGGAAGACAUAUUUAAAUCUUGUAUUAAGUAGAAAUAUGCACAAUGAGCUUGCCAACAUCUAUUGUACCAAAAUUCCUAUUCCUGACCUGUGGUAGGCAAACUAUAAGCAAUCCUUCACCAUGGCCAAACUAAGGGGUUUUAGGAAUUUUUUCUGCAGAAGCUGCUCUUAAGUGGGUUUUAAACCCAUCAGUGAACCACAUUAACACUUUAAAGGCAUUAUAUAGGCUAGCUUUAAUUAGUUCAAGAAGAUGAAAUCUGAAAAUUAAGUUUGUAUAACUAGUUUUAGAUGACACUAUAUAACCUCUUCAACUGUCUUCACACUAGUUUAAAAAUAACUAGAGCAGUGGAGAGAAGUUGUAUACUAGGUUAUUACUGCAGUGCUAUAUAGGAUCUGAGUUCAAUGAAUUUUAUAAACUUGAUAAAUGCAGCUCAAAGUGUUCCACUCCAUAUCUCUACAUGCCAUUAGAUGCCUCUCUUUAUACAGGAAAAAACCUUAAACAACAAAUAGUCACACAAAACAUGUAGAUGUAAAGUGGGUUGCACCAUGAAAGCUCAUGAUAUAAUCUACAUGUUGUGUUAGUAUUUAAGGUGCUACUAGACUAGUUGUUUAAAUUUUUCCUGUUACAGACUAACUCCGCUACCCAUCAAUCUUUUUAUACAGUUUUUUACCUUAUUCAGUAAUAUAAAAAAUCCAAAAGGAAUUUGACAUUUAAAUUACACAUACUGUGGUGGAAAAAUAUCUUAAUAGCUUUACAGAUAGGCCUUAUUUUUGUUUACUGUAGAGAAGUACACUGCUAUUUGUACUGUGGUUUCUUGAUUUUACACAAUAAAAGAAUUUAACAGUC